AUGUUGAAAUCCCUCAAACGUGGCGAAUCGUCUCUUAAAGUGGAUGUUUCUUCUCUAUCUUUGUCUUCGUGGCCUGCUAAGUCGUUCAGUAAGGACGGUCGAAUAAUUAGUGUUGGUGACUGUGCUCUCUUCAAAUCAUCACAAGAUCGCCCACCUUUUAUUGGAGUAAUUCGGAGUUUGUCACUUGGUAAAGAAAGUAAAUUGAAGUUAAGUGUUAAUUGGCUUUAUCGGUCUAUUGAAGUAAAACUCAGCAAAGCAGAGCCCUUGGAGGCUGCUCCCAACGAGGUUUUCUACUCCCUUCAUAAGAGUGAGAUUGAUGCUGAAUUGCUAAUCCAUCCCUGUAAAGUUGCAUUCCUUCCUAAAGACGUCAAACUUCCAGCAGGGAUUUCAUCAUUUGUGUGUAGGAGGGUUUAUGACACAUCGAAUAAGUGUUUACGAUGGCUAGAUGAUCAAGAGUAUCUUAAUGAAUGCCAAGUACAUAAGUUAGUAUAUAAGACUUGUGUAGAAAUGAAUGCAACAAUCCAGCCAGGUGGUCGGUCUCCUAAGCCAAUGAGUAGCCCAACAUCAACAUCACAGGCGAAGUCAGUUUCAGAUAGUGUGCAGAACAGUACUUCUUCCUUUCCUUCUCAUGUUAAGGGGAGGAAAAGGGAUAGGGUAGAGCAGGGCUCUGAGCCCAUCAAGCGAGAACGUUCAAUAAAAGUUGAGGAUGGACAUUCUAGUAAUUUUAGGCAUGAUAACAUUUUGAAGACAGAGAUAUCCAAAAUUACAGAAAAGGGAGGGCUUGUUGAUGCUGAAGGAGUCGAAAAGUUUGUGCAGCUGAUAGUUCGUGAUAGAAAUGAAAAGAAGAUAGAUUUAGCUAGCCGGUCAUUGCUUGCAGCAGUUAUUGCAGCAACAAAUAGACUUGAUUGUCUUAGUCAGUUUGUGCAGCAGAGGGGUUUACCUGUAUUUGAUGAAUGGCUCCAAGAGGUCCAUAAAGGAAAGAACGGUGAUGGUACUGGGUCUAGGGAUGGUGAUAAAUCUGUUGAGGAAUUUCUCACAGUAUUACUUCGGGCACUUGAUAAGGUCCCGGUCAAUCUACAGGCUCUUAAGAUGUGCAACAUCGGUAAAUCUGUGAAUCAUUUGCGAACCCAUAAAAACUUUGAAAUUCAGAGGAAAGCUAGAGGUUUAGUUGACACAUGGAAGAAACGCGUUGAAGCUGAAAUGAACAUAAAGGAUGGAAAGUCUGGUUCUGGUCCCAGUUCCCCCUGUCCUGCCAAGUCACGGGUUGCUGAUGUUGGUCAAGGUGGGAAUAGACAUUCAGGUGUGUCAUCUGAUGUUGCCAUGAAGAGUUCAGUUACACAGAUUUCUACAUCUAAAACUUCUUCCUUGAAGAUUGUCCAGGGUGAGAACACACCUAAAUCUGCAUCAACAUCUGCAUUUCCAGGACAUGCAAAACCAGUGCCUUCGCCUGUAUCUGCAAUUACGAACUUAAAAGAUGGACAGCCCCAGGUUGCCGCUGUCAAUGGCAGUUCCGACAUUCCUAUCGCCAAUGCAAAGGAUGAGAAAAGUAGUAGUUCUAGUCAAUCUCACAACAACAGUCAAUCUUUCAACAACAGUCAAUCUUGUUCUAGUGACCAUGCAAGAACUGGGGGUCUUUCAGGAAAGGAGGAUGCCAGAAGCUCUACUGCAAUGAGUGCAAAUAAGUUAUCAGGCGGCUCUUCACGGCAUCGGAAAUCUAUCAAUGGACUCCUAGGUUCAACUUCAUCCAAAGGGCAAAGGGAAAGUCGGUCAAGUAGGAAGUCCUCCUUGCACAAAAGUUUAACUUCAGAGAGAAAAUCUCAAUCUGGAUUAAUUGAAAAAGCACUUGAUAAAAUUUCUCAUGAAGGGAAUACUCCCAAGCUAAUUGUUAAAAUUCCAAACCAAGGUAGAAGUCCUGCUCAAAGGGCCAGUGCUGGUUCUUUUGAUGAACCUACAAUCAUGAAUAGUAGAGUUGCUUCUCCUGUUCUUUCAGAGCAGCAUGAUCAGUUUGAUCACGGUUUAAAGGAAAAGAGUGACUUUGAUCGAGCCAAUAUUGGCUCUGAUGUUAACACAGAAUCUUGGCAGAGUAAUGAUUUUAAAGAUGUAUUGACUGGCUCUGAUGAAGGCGACGGAUCCCCUGCUGCAGUUACUGAUGAAGAGCACUGUAGGACUGGCAAUGAUUGUAAGAAAACAGAGGAUGUAUCAAAAAUUGCUUCCUUGUCAUCUGGUAAUGGACAAAAAGCUGGGAAUUUGCAGGAUGCUUCUUACAGUUCCAUAAAUGCUUUAAUUGAAGGUGUUAAGUACUCUGAAGCUGAUGAUGUUGGAAUGAAUCUUCUUGCUAGUGUGGCUGCUGGAGAGAUGUUGAAAUCUGAAUUAUCAACUCCAACUGAGUCUCCAGAACGAAAAACUGCUGCUGUUGAACAGUUGUGCACAGGUAACGCUGCAGUUAAGUCCUCUGAAGAAAAUAUUGUGCGGGAUGAAUGCCACUCAAAUAAUGGUCUUGAUGCUGAAAAUAAAAAACAUGGUUCUAUAUCUGGUGAGAUGAAUAAUGGUAAUGAUUUUGAUUGUCCGGCAUCUGAAGGAAAGGCUGUAGGUGAGCCAGAUAAGCCUGUUAAUGCUCAUAGUAAGGAUUUGCAACAGGUUACAGAAACUAUUCAAACUGGAUUAGAAAGAAAAGGAAUAUCAUUUGAAAAGCCUGUUCCUGCUUCACUGCGUGCAGUUCCUAAAUUGCAAGAAGCUAGGGAUGGUAACUGUAGUAAGCACCCCCGGGAAGAGGUUGUGAGAGGAGUGAAUGCUGGUGAAACUCUUGGUAUGGAGAUAAGUAGUGUUGCUGGAGUUGAGGCGGAAGCAAUUGACAAAUUGUUACACACGUCUGUGGAAGUGGAUGUAAAUGGUGAUUGCAGGGCUGAACGGUCAGGAGUUGACAGACUGAUGACUCAAAAUUCUCCCACUGUUCACAGACAAUCCGAUUCAGCUAGAGGAACAGAUGAUGAUGUACUCCUUUCUCGCGGUGUUGAUAAAGUUCCUGAAGAUUUCAAUGAACGAGAGCAUGGAAAAAAUGGCGAUAUUGCUGCCGAGAACCAUGCUAAUGAGGAUAAAAUGCUAAGAACUGAGUGUGAACAUGUUGUCUUGGCUAUGCCUGCGAAAAGUGGUUUGUGUUCUAGUGCAACUGAUUUUGCUGCUGAACGUGUGGAGGAAAAUUCAGAUAUAAAAGAGGUUCAUGACCAAGAUGCUGGACAGAGGCUUCACAAAGCUUCAUCUAGCUUUCAUUCACAAGAAAUGGAUAAGAAACUGGAUUCUAAAGGAUCAAAACUGAAUGCCAUUGAAGCAGAAGAGGCUGAGGAGUGCACCUCUACCACAGCAGACGCUUCUUCCAUGUCUGCUGCUGCUGCUGUGUCAGAUGCAGAUGCAAAGGUUGAAUUUGACUUAAAUGAGGGGUUCGGUGCUGAUGAGGGAAAGCGUUGUGAGUUAAACAGCAUUGCCACAUCUGGGAGUGCACCUUCUGUUCGAUUAAUCAGUCCUGUACCAUUUUCUGCUUCAUCUUUGUCUUAUAGUAUUCCUGCAUCAAUCACUGUGGCUGCUGCUGCAAAGGGCCCCUUUAUGCUGCCUGAGAAUUUAUUGAGAAGUAAAGGGGAACUUGGUUGGAAAGGGUCAGCUGCUACUAGUGCAUUCCGGCCAGCCGAGCCCAGGAAAGUUAUGGAAACUCCUCUUGUUACACUAACCACCCCUAAUCCUGAUACUGCCGCGGGAAAGCAGAGUCGACUGCCAUUAGAUAUUGACUUGAAUGUGGCCGAUGAAAGAAUACUAGAUGAUAUUUCAUCUCCAUCUUGUGCUCGUUACAUGAAUAUUGCAUCUCUUGAAGCCAAUGAUUACAAUCCAGUAUGCAGUAAGAUGGCCUCACCUAUUCGGUGUUCUGGUGGUCUUGGACUUGACUUAAACCUAAUGGAUGAAGCUUCUGAUAUCGGUAAUUGUUCCGCAAGCAGUAGUUAUAAGAUAGAUGUACCUCUAAUGCAGGUGAAAACAUCAUUGAGUGGCCGUUCAAAUAGAGAAGUGAGUGCCCACAGGGACUUUGAUUUGAAUAAUGGACCUUCAGUUGAUGAAAUCACCACUGAACCAUUGCUGCUCUCUCAGCAUGCCAGGAGCAGUGUGCUAGCGCAACCAUCUGUUUCUGGACUAAGGAUGAGUACUGCCGAGCUAGGUAACUUUUCUUCAUGGCUUCCUUCCAGUGGCAACACCUAUUCUGCUGUCACGAUAUCUUCAAUCAUGCCUGAUAGAGGGGAUCAGCCCUUUUCAAUUGUUGCCCCUAAUGGAUCACAAAGAUUGUUGAGUCCUGCCACUAGUGGCAACCCAUUUGGAACUGAUAUUUAUAGGGGGCCAGUAUUGUCAUCUUCUCGAGCAAUGGCAUAUCCAUCUGCUCCAUUUGAAUACCCUGUUUUCCCUUUUAAUUCCAGCUUUCCUCUUCCAUCAUCGUCAUUUUCUGCUGGAUCAACUACCUUUGUGUAUCCAACAUCAGGCAGUCGACCUUGCUUCCCUGCGGUAAAUUCACAGAUAAUGGGGCCUGCCAGUACAGUUUCAUCCCAUUAUCCCAGGCCUUAUGCUGUUGGCCUUCCAGAAGGUAGCAGUAGUACUAGUGUUGAGAUUAGUAGGAAAUGGGCAAAACAGGGCUUAGAUCUUAAUGCUGGACCUGGAGGUUUAGACAUAGAGGGGAGAGAUGAAAUCUCACCUCUUGGAUCAAGGCAACUCUCUGUUGCCAGUUUGCAGGUCCUAGCCGAGGAGCAUGCAAGGAUCCAUCUGGCUGGUAGUGUCCUUAAGAGGAAGGAGCCUGAUGGUGGGUGGGAUGGUCACACCAAACAUUCCUCAUGGCAAUAG
This is a messenger RNA of Lathyrus sativus (Indian pea), 4866 nucleotides long. NCBI's taxonomy places the organism in Eukaryota, Viridiplantae, Streptophyta, Magnoliopsida, Fabales, Fabaceae. The record is from the annotation of a GenBank genome assembly.